AUGACCGACGCACCCGCCCAGCGCGCCGCCGAGCUGCGCGCCCAGCUGAAUCACCACGCCCACCUGUACUACGUGCUCGACGCGCCCGAGCUGCCGGACGCCGAGUACGACAAGCUCUUCCAGGAGCUGCAGGCGCUGGAAGCCGCCCACCCGGAGCUGCUGACCGCCGACUCGCCGACCCAGCGCGUCAUCGGCAAGGUGCUGCCCGGGGCUGACGCCGGUGCGCCAUGUCGUGCCGAUGCUGUCGAUCACGACCGAGACCGACACGACCGCGGGCGGGGCGAUCGCCUUCGACGCCCGCGUGCGCCGCGAGCUGGCACUGACCGAGGCCGACGGGCCGGUCGGAGUACGCCGCGGAGCUGA
Ostertagia ostertagi is the source of this 363-nucleotide messenger RNA. The record is from the annotation of a GenBank genome assembly. Lineage: Eukaryota; Metazoa; Nematoda; Chromadorea; Rhabditida; Trichostrongylidae.